Solea solea (common sole) is the source of this 3010-nucleotide messenger RNA. RefSeq names its product annexin A11b (gene anxa11b). The record is from RefSeq and is a predicted model, not a curated record. Lineage: Eukaryota; Metazoa; Chordata; Actinopteri; Pleuronectiformes; Soleidae. Gene Ontology annotation, cellular component: cytoplasm. Gene Ontology annotation, biological process: cytokinetic process; phagocytosis. The transcript has 15 exons. Gene Ontology annotation, molecular function: calcium ion binding; calcium-dependent phospholipid binding. Bases 165 to 1721 code for a protein of 518 amino acids.
GAGCUGAGUCAACAUCGGCCUCUGACGGUGGACAUUUAACUGAACCGAGCAAAGUUUACGUUAGUAGGGCGGAAGAAAACUGCGAGGUCCCACCCACUUUCAGCCUGCUUCAACUCUAAUCGGCUCUUCCUGGAACUAACUCCGUCUCCCUUAAGGUUCUGAAGAUGAGUUACCCAGGAUACCCUUCUCAGUCAGGUGGAUACCCACCUCAGUCAGGUGGCUACCCACAACAACCAGGUGGCUACCCACAACAGCCAGGUGGAUACCCACAACAGCCGGGGGGAUACCCACAACAGCCAGGUGGAUACCCACAACAGCCAGGUGGAUACCCACAACAGCCAGGUGGAUACCCACAACAGCCGGGUGGAUAUCCACAAGCAGCAGGGGGCUACCCACCAGCAGCAGGUGGAUACCCACCAGCAGCAGGAGGAUACCCUCCACAGGCAGGAGGCUACCCCCAACAGCCAGGCGGAUUUCCACCCCAGGCAGGUGGCUACCCUGCCUCUGCUGGAGGCUUCCCUCCUCAGGCAGGAGGAUACCAACAGCCUGCAGCGGGUGGCUAUCCUUCCAUGCCUCCAGCAGGUGGAGGCUGGGGUGCAGCACCGGGCGGUUAUGGCGCGCCAGGAGGAGCUCAGCAGGGUUACCCAGGAGGCCCCGCACCAAACCAACCCAUGCCAAAUUACCCAGGUGCCCCUGGUGCUCAACCCUCCAAUCCUGGAUAUGGAGGUGGAGUUCCAUCUAACCCUAAGGCACCUGCCAUUUCUAAAGGAUACAGGGGUUCUAUUAAAGACUUUCCAGGGGCUGAUCCAUUAAGGGAUGUUGAAGUUCUUCGAAAGGCUAUGAAGGGUUUUGGCACUGAUGAAAACGCCAUUAUUGAACUUCUGGGAAGUCGCACCAACAAACAGAGGGUUCCAAUGGUGGCUGCCUACAAAACUACUUAUGGAAAGGAUUUGAUGCAUGAUCUGAAGUCUGAGCUCACUGGAAACUUUGAGAAACUGGUUCUUGCCAUGAUGAAGAGCCACGCGCAAUUUGAUGCUUCUGAACUCAGAGAAGCCAUUAAGGGAGCAGGAACCGAUGAAGCAUGUCUGAUUGAGAUUCUGUCAUCACGCUCCAAUGCAGAGAUUCAUGAAAUCAACAAAAUCUACAAAGCUGAGUAUGGGAAGACCCUGGAGGACUCCAUCAGCGGCGACACCUCUGGUCACUUCCGCAGACUCCUGGUCUCUCUCUGUCAGGGAAAUCGUGAUGAAAGACCUACUGUCGACAUCUCCUUGGCCAAACAGGAUGCUCAGAAACUUCACGCUGCAGGAGAAAACAAGGUGGGAACUGAUGAGUCUCAGUUCAAUGCCAUCCUGUGUGCUCGCAGUAAGCCUCACCUUCAAGCAGUCUUCCACGAGUACCAGCAAAUGUGUGGGAGAGAGCUUGAGAAGAGUAUCUGCAGAGAAAUGUCUGGCAAUGUGGAGGAUGGCAUGGUAGCCGUAGUGAAAUGCAUCAAGAACACUCCUGCUUACUUUGCCGGGAGACUCCACAAGGCCAUGCACGGCGCAGGGACCAAGGACAGAACCCUCAUCCGUGUCAUGGUGUCCCGCUCUGAGACUGACAUGCUGGACAUCAGACAGGAGUAUAUGAAGAAAUAUGGGAAGUCCCUCUAUGCUCAUAUCUCAGAUGAUACCUCUGGAGAUUACAAGAAGCUGCUGUUGAAGCUGUGCGGAGGCAACGACUAAAAAGAAGAAGAUAACCACUCCUGAGGACACUAUGUAUAUGUCCACAAUCAAACAACGUUAGAGGAUCUUAUUAUCACCUCUGAUGCAUGCAUUUAAUGUUAGUUAUCCUGUAACAACAGCAAAUCAAUAUUAGUUUUAUAUUCUCUAUAAUGAUAUGAUAGCUUUGUUUUGGGUAUGAUUGCCAAAUAGUAAAUCUAUAGAUAUAUAUAUGAAGAUUUUUAAAGACACGUAGAUGGCUUUAUCUAUAGUAGAGAAGAGUUUGAGGUCUGAAGCAAAAAAGAUGGUCUCAGAAUAUUUCACUUUUAAUUAAAAUAGUAGUCGUAGUUAUGCACAAUGAUGGUGCUAACGAUGUAGUCCAACAAACUGCUGCCCAGUGCAGUUUGUAAUGAUCGUUAAAGGCUGGAUGAAUAGAGUCUCACAAAAUAAAAUGAUGCAAAGCAAGGCAAGUGACUGAGUUGUCUAAAAACAUAAAAUACACCUACCAAGUAUCAUUUUUACACAGUUAUAUCAGAUAUGUCAGUGUUGCUGAGGCUAAGCAUAGUAAAAAAAAAGCUUUUAACAACUUUAAUCACAUGCAAUAUAAGUGAAUGUUUUACUAACUGUCAACAGUUAAUUUCAUGCUAUUUUCUUGAACAUAAUAUCUGCACAAGGCCUCUCCUUGAUCCUUAAAGUGUCAAAGUUAACUAAUCAGACCUUUACUCCUGCUUGAAUGUCUAUGCAAAUUAGCUUUCCACUUUAUAUUAUUCAUGUCAGCUUUACAAAGCUCUUCUGUUUUGCUUCUGGAAUGUAAAACUGACCAGUCACUGUCCAAGAUUUACAGACAGAGUUGCCUUUUACUGAAUGUGGGAAAGUCAAAGCCCACAGACAGUUCAGUCUGUGCCUUUUAUCAGGGCUGAUUCAGAGACAGUUGUUGUUGUUUAACUGUGUUAAAGUAGCUCACAUAUUAUCUAUAAUCUCACCCUUAGACUUAUUUGUAUUUUGUUUACAUUUUCUAUCUGUGUCAUCACUGGGUUUGUAUGUUAUUCUGCCAGUAGAGGGCGCUUUACUCAGAGGAAGUGCCAUUCUUUGUGUUUUGUGUGAGCUUUGUUUUCUGGCUUGGGCUUUGGCAUAGAACUAAUUAACUAAUUCCCUAACUUUAAUAGUUUGCAAUCAUCCUAAUGCCAUGAUAAAAGACGGAUGUUGUUUUAAUUUUCUAACAUUUUACCUCUUGAUAGUUCCAGAGUCUCCAGCGGAGAUGGCAUGACCAACAGCCAUGUGUCAUUUCAAUAAAUAAAAAAACAAUUUUUGCA